Messenger RNA from Limulus polyphemus (Atlantic horseshoe crab), 2717 nucleotides. RefSeq names its product hillarin-like. The transcript has 7 exons. Bases 152 to 2581 code for a protein of 809 amino acids. The record is from RefSeq and is a predicted model, not a curated record. Lineage: Eukaryota; Metazoa; Arthropoda; Merostomata; Xiphosura; Limulidae.
GGUGGAGAGCGCUGAUUACACUCCUCUCCGUCACACUGUCUUUGCCUUUCUGUGUUCGUGUGUGACGUUUUAACGUAGUCUAAGUAAAUAGCCGUUUGCUGAUGGAAGUUUAUCUUCGUCAUUUCUAAAUUUUUAGCCAGACGUUUGUAAAAUGUCGCAAAAAUAUCUAAGUCCUUACGAACACACGUGUCUUCGCUGUGAGCAGACCGUGUACCAGGUAGACAAGGUUGGACCUCUGAAAGACUUCUCUUUCUUCCAUCAGGGUUGUUUCAAGUGUUUGGUUUGCGGCUCAAAGUUAACCCUCAGGACUUACUACAACAACCAACAAGAUCAGGAUGAUAAAGAAGUGUACUGUCAGAACCACGUCCCGAAGACAGGUCCAGGUACCUUGGAUGGGAUGUCCGUGGGGAUAAAGUCUGCUCUGAGCGCACCCCGUACAAACCACCUUGUCAAUGACCAGAUUCGUGGAUCUGGCAAGGGAACAUUCGAUGUAGAUGCAUUAGGAAUCAAGACAGCCCUUUCAUCGCCUAGACUGUACGAAGUGGAGAGCAAAAACCGAGAAAGUCUGGCCGGGAAGUUCGACGCUAGUGCCCUCCACAUUGCCCACGGGAUAAAAGCCACCAAACUUCAGAGGCAGUAUCGUAUCGAAUAUGCAGAACGGACAAUGGACGAAUAUUUGGAUGAAGAUACGCAAAGACAUCUAGAAAUGAGACAUCGCGCCGAAGAGGACGACCUCUAUCGGCAGUUUGCAAUAAAACGUGUAGAAGAAGAAACCAAUAUCAACCAACAAAUCCAAGAAGAGUGGGAGAAAGAGUUGGAGAGAUUGACUUCAAGAUACCAACAUGACAUGAAAAAUAGGAGAAAAAAAAUUUCUACUGAAGACGAAAAAGUUCUCACUGUUCGACACCAGCAGGAGCGAAAUAAUCUCGAGAAGAAUAUGACUAUUAAAUUGGACAAAAAGAAGGAGUCGUUGACUAAGAAGCUCCUAGAACAGGAGCGCGCUGCUACUGCAGAACUGGUGGAGAAACACAGCCAAGAGAUGCUUGAGCUGAUCAAUGAAAAAAGACACGAAUUAGCAAGGCUCAAGAGUGUUUAUGAUGAGAACGAUAAGGACGGAUACGUGACUGAAGAGUUGGUUCCUUAUCCCACACACCCACCACCCCCAACCCCUCCACUGACGGAUAAGAUAGAGAUCUACAGCGACCCAAGCGUGUUUGCAGAUUUGGAUCAAGUGGCCAUUAAUGUGGCACAGGAAGACCAGGUGACCUUCACAGACCUUGUCAGACUGCUAAUCAGAGACUGUCACUCUGAUGUAGAGAAAGCAAGAGCCAUAUUUCGUUGGAUCACUGUAAAAAACCUCAACAAUAUGACGUUUGAUGAUAACCUGAACGCUGACACCCCCAUGGGCAUCUUACGGGGAAUCAAACAUGGAACAGAAAGUUACCAUGUCUUGUUUAAACGUCUAUGCAGUUAUGCAGGUUUACACUGCGUGGUCAUCAAGGGUUAUUCUAAGAGUGCUGGCUACCAGCCUGGCGUUAAGUUCGAAGACAACCGCUUUAGGAACUCCUGGAAUGCUGUGUAUGUUGCUGGAGCCUGGCGCUUCGUGCAGUGUAACUGGGGUGCACGCCAUCUGGUGAAUGCCAAGGAAGUACCAAAACCAGGAAGUAAAGGGAAAUCUGACAGUUUACGAUAUGAGUACGAUGAUCAUUACUUCUUAACCGACUCCAAGGAGUUCAUUUAUGAGUUCUUCCCACUUCAGCCAGAAUGGCAGCUCCUGAAGAAUCACAUAACUCUGCGUGAUUUUGAAGAACUCCCGUUUGUCCGCUCACUGUUCUUUCGUUAUGGACUGUACUUUCCUGAUGAGAAAACCAAGUCUGUUCUAAACACAGACAGCACUGGCGCUGCCACAGUACAAAUUGGUAUGCCAAUGAAGCUGUCUUCUAGCCUGAUCUUCCACUACAAUUUGAAAGUGUUCGGAGGUGAUGUUGAUUCUUACGACGGUGUCAGCCUCAAACGGUUUGUGAUGCAAUCAGUGGUUGACAACAUUGUAUCUUUAAGAGUCCAUGCACCGUAUUGUAGCGCUUUCCUGCUGGACGUUUUUGCCAACGCUGUUACCCCACAGGAAUACCUUACAGGUGAGCCAAUGAAAUUCAAGAGCGUCGGUAAAUUUAAAAUCGUUUGUAAGGACCUACAGACCGUUAUGGUUCCACUGCCAGAUUGUGCUAGUGGAGAGUGGGGUCCUAUGAAAGCUAUACGGUUGUUUGGCUUGAUUCCAAUGACUCACAAAGAUGCCCUAUUGUUCUCAUCGCGGGAGCUGGAAAUCCAGUUCCGCAUGUCGCGUCCUUUGACGGAUUUCAUGGCUACAUUACACAAAAAUGGGAGUGAAGAGAAGAAAUUAUCCAAGUACGUCUCUCACAGUGUCGACGAAGAUUUUGUUUCUUUCCACGUACAAUUCCCUGAAGACGGGCAGUAUGGAAUGGACAUAUAUACUCGAGAAUUGACCAGUGAUUCACCAUCUUCCGACAAACAGUUGUUGACCCAUUGCUGUAAAUAUUUGAUUAACGUAUCCAAAAGAAAUUAAUUCAGUAUCUUUUUUUAACCAAAAAAGAAGAAAAAGCAUAGAACUAUCUUUCCGUUGGUUAACCUUGUGUCUUUCAUAGUUCUAAAUGGGGUAUCUGAAACUGUUUAUCGUUUUAUUAAUUUAAACACAAAUACAA